This is a messenger RNA of Capsicum annuum, 5610 nucleotides long. RefSeq lists its product as uncharacterized. The record is from RefSeq and is a predicted model, not a curated record. Lineage: Eukaryota; Viridiplantae; Streptophyta; Magnoliopsida; Solanales; Solanaceae. Bases 873 to 1721 code for a protein of 282 amino acids. The transcript has 3 exons.
AUCAAUUACUCUGCAUCAUCAUAUGAGACCUUAUUCCCCUUUUUGAUAUCCAAAAAUCCCCAAAUCAGUGUACAUUAUCUCUCAAAGCUCAAGGUUUAACAUCGAUCAUUCUCAAAGCUCAAGGUUUAACACAACAGGAAAUUUGAAAAUGGAUAAGUCUUGGAUGCGUUGUACUGACACAUCAAGCGAUGUUUAUAUAAAAGGAGUUGAUAAUUUUCUUCAAUUUGCUUUUAAGCACUCAGAAGUCGAUGGUGAAAUUCCUUGUCCUUGUACGCUAUGCAAUAAUGUUUUAAAUGGGUCUAGAGCUGAUGUCAGGGAACAUUAAAUAAUUAGCGGGAUAGUCAAAAACUACACACGUUGGCUUCAUCAUGGAGAAUCUGCAGCUGAAAAGCAAACCAUUAACCAGAACGAAGAAGGAAAAGAGCAGGGUGAUCUGUCUCAAACGAAAGAAAUAGAGCAAGGUGAUCCAUCUCAAAAGAAAAGAAAAAAGAAAAGAGCGAUGUGAUGAUAUGUUUGAAAUGAUUUAUGAUGCUGCUGGUCAUGAAUUCACGGAUGAUUCUAGUGGGGUUAAGUUUAAACAAGGUGAUGCUUCAGAACCUUCUUCCAAAAUUUUCAAAUUAGUGGAGGAUGCUGCACAACAAUUUUAUCCUGGUUGCGAGACAUUCUCCAAAUUAUCAAUGAUUGUGGAAUUGUUCCAAAAUCUUUAUGGGUUGAGUGAUAAAGCAUUUGAUAGCAUAUUGAAGUUAAUUAAACGAGCACUUCCUUCCGGAGAAACUUGAGAAACUUUACCAGAGACAUUUUAUGGAGCCAAAAAAGUAAUUCAAGAUUUAGGUCUUCGUUAUGAAAAAAUACAUGCUUGUGAGAACGAUUGCAUGUUAUUUUGGAAAGAAAAUGCAAAAGCUGAAUCUUGCUUGGUUUGUGGGGAGUCUAGGUGGAAGUCAGUUGAAGGUCAAAAAACUGAUGGGGCUGUUCAAGGAAAGAUUGAGAAUAAAGUUCCUCGAAAAGCGUUACGUUACUUUCCCUUGAAACCAAGAUUGCAAAGGUUGUUUAUGUCAUCAGAAAUAGCUUCAGACAUGACACGGCAUCAUGAUCGACGUUUGAAAGAUGGGGUUCUUAGACAUCCAGCGGACUCUGAAGCGUGGAAACAUUUUGAUAGAUCUAAUCCGGGAUUUGCUGGACAUCCUCGUUAUGUUAGACUUGGAUUAGCAGCUGAUGGGAUAAAUCCUUUUGGUAACUUAAGUGUUUCUCAUAGCACUUGGCCAGUAAUUACCACUGUAUACAACUUACCUCCUUGGAUGUGCAUGAAACAACCAUAUUGCUUCUUGUCUUUGUUGAUACCUGGUCCUAAAGCUCGUGAAAAUGAUAUUGAUGUGUACUUAGAACCAUUGAUUGUUGAGUUGCGAGAAUUAUGGUAUUGUGGAGUCGAUACAUUUGAUGCUUCGAGAAAAGAGAAUUUUUGUAUGCGGGCAGCAUUUUUAUGGACUAUAAAUGAUUUUUCCGCUUAUGCGAACCUGUCUGGAUGGAGCACAAAGGGAGCUUUGGCUUGCCCUUCAUGUAACAAAGAUACUCCAUCUACUCGAUUAAAGUAUGGUCGUAAGUUUUCUUACAUGGGUGCUCGGAGGUUUUUAUCAUCUAAUCAUAAGUGGCGGAGUAAUAAACGUGAUUUUAAUGGAGAAGUAGAAAGAAGACCUGCUCCAAAAAUUCUAUCAGGAGACGUUUAAGCCAGCUGCUUACUCUAGGAGACAUGAAAUUUGGUAAGACCCAGAAAAAAAGGAAGUACGAAAAAGGUAAAGACACUCAUAACUGGAGAAAGAAAAGCAUCUUUUUUAGGCUUUCUUACUGGAAAAAUAAUUUACUACCCCAUAAUUUAGAUGUGAUGCAUGUUGAAAAGAAUGUGUGUGCUAAUGUUAUUGGGACAUUUUUAGAUAUUGAAGGAAAAACAAAAGAUAAUUUAAAUGCUCGUCGUGAUUUGAAGGAAAUAGGUAUAAGAAAAGAUUUACAUCCCACUCAAAGAGAUGGAAGAUGGUAUUAUCUAGCAGCAUGUUAUUCUUUAUCAUCGGAGGAGAAGUCUAAAGUAUGUAAGUUCUUGAAAAUGGUUAAGGUUCCAAAUGGUUAUUCUUCCAAUAUAUCAAGGUGGGUGAAGUCAGAGGAUCGUAAAAUUUAUGAAUUAAAGAGUCAUGAUUCUCAUAUUUUAUUGGAACAACUACUUCCUUUUGCAAUUCGUGGAGUCGUGCCUAAAAAUGUCUAUGAUUCUAUCACUGAGUGAAGUAUUUUCUUCAAAGAGUUGUGUUAAAAAACACUAAGGGCUGAUGUGUUGGAUCAGCUUGAAGCUCAAAUUCCAAUAAUAUUGAGUAAAUUGGAAAAGAUAUUUCUACCAAUAUUUUUUGACAUUAUGGUGCAUUUAGUCAUUCAUCUUCCAAGAGAGGCUAAGCUUGGUGGACCUGUACAAUACAGGUGGAUGUAUCCAAGUGAGAGAUUUUUACGCUUAUUGAAGUGCUAUGUUCGUAAUAAAAAUCAACCUGAAGGGUCUAUUGCAGAAGGGUAUAUUGUUGAAGAAAGUCUAAUAUUUUGCUCAAGGUAUCUGCAUGGAAUUGCAAAAGGGCAUAAUUGAAUGGACAAAAAUUAUGAAGUUGAUCGUGUUGAGACAUAUAGUGGAUUAUCGUUUUGAAAAAAAAAGGUUCUUCUUUAUUAAGAGAUACAUCGAGAGAUCUUGAAGAGUUUGAGAGAAAACAAGCCCAUCUUUAUGUCUUGAGAAAUUGUGAAGAAGUUCAACCAUUUCUACGGUAUGUUUUGUUAGCUUUGUUUCAACUCUUAUAGUUAUUGGGAUAAUACGAAGACAUGCCUUCCCCUUCUUAUAGCCUCAGAACUGUUGUAAUGCCAGUGGAUUUUGAAAAAUUUCUGUGCUGGUAUUCCAAGAUAUCCUCCACAUGAUAUUGCUGUCGAAACUCUCGUACUGCUGUUAUACUACUUUAAUAGUAAACUGCUAGUCUGCAACUUUUCUUUAUUUUUUUGAUAAGGUUAAAGUACAACCUUCUGUUAAAGUAAGUAAGAUGGAGGUAAUACAAAUGUACAAAAGUCACUGGACUUAGCUCCUUUUUGCACUUAUGUAUAAGGUCCAGAUAUUGUUUGUAUCAUUUACAAUAUUAAUUAUACAAACAGUAUAAUUGAAGGCAUCUAACCUAAUAUAAUCUGUGUUCAGUUUUUCUGUCAAAACCUCUAUAUACCCAAACUGUCUGCACAUACAUAAUAGUGUUGUUCUCCAUAUUUUCUUUGUUCAUUGAGUUUCUGUCUUUGCCUGACAUCAGUUGUUGAAGCCUUGUACACCAUACAUAUAAACAUGCAACACCUUGUACCCCAUACAUAUUCAGAAUGAUGUGUCAGAACUACGAUACAUGUUUGCAGUUUAAAAGGACGUGCUUUACUGGUUCAGUAGAGUCAUCUAAUAAGCAUCACAUGCAUCCUAUCUUUUGUAAAAUAUAUUGUGGUAAGCAUUUCUCAUGUAAUGUUGUCCAUUGUCUUGAUUCAAAUAUGUGCAAGUUACUAACUAGUGUUUCAUGGAAAAUUUUAGAGAAAAAACAGAAUGUCAAAGUGAGGUGCGAUUGAUAUAACAAACUGCAAGUAGAGGAGGUACAACAAGGACAACGGAUAAGAUAUGUGAAGGUGGUGUAAUGAUGCUUGGUAGGGGCAUAUCUAGGUGGGGGUCACCGGGUUCACGUGAACCCAUCCUCCCCUCCCUAGAUCAUAUAUAAUAGAGUUAUAUUUUUGAAAAAUAUUUAAAUAUAGAUGUGUGAAACCAUGCUCGAAGUAUUUUCAUAUGUGCACCCAUCCUCAAACUUCUGGAUACCCCUCUGAAUUGCUUGGGGAAAAAACAUUCCAACUGUCACAAUAAUUAUUGAGAAAUUGCAUCCAGAUAUUGUCCUCUUGUUAACAUCUUUCACUUAUUUGCGUGUCUCCAGAAAAAAAUGUCUGUUCACUUAGUCCUCCACUUACCGAUUUGCUUCUUGAAAGUUGUUUUAGACAUCCUUUCAUAUUUUUUUUUUUAAUAAAACAAAAACUGGUGAGAUGCAUAGCAUCCACGAGUUGAUGAUUUAUGGCGACUACUGAUUGAACCACAUUCCUGUAUCUCUGUGUUUCAUUCAGUUGACUGAUUCUUUAGAUGAUUUUCCAGUAACUGCCUUAAUAUGUUAUUGAAAAAAAUAAACAAAGAGACGUGCACAAAAAUUUGUAAAGGCUCCGUGAGCUUCUUAAAUGCUUUAGAAUCCUUGCAGGUUUGGACGGAAUUGACAGGAGUGCUUAAGCAAGAUUUAGGUUAAGAAUAGAAAGGUAAAAAAUGGUUGAGGGUUGUCUCACUCCCCAACUUCCAGAGUGGUUCAUGACUAAUUGAGUCUACGUGCAGCUCCCCGUCUCUAUCACAGUCGGUAGGAUCAAUGUGAUGAACAACUUUCCUCCCUUAUCUUUUUCCAAUUGACCCUAAACUUCUAAGCUCACUAGAUUGUCUGACAGUCAUGUUAUUGGCCUUUAAUUUUGUGGUUGUUCCUCUUUUAUAUCUAAUUAACACUCAUUUGUAUAACGGUGAGUAUGAGCAUCUAAUUAACACUCAUUUGUAUAACGGUGAGUAUGAGCAGAACAGUAAAAAUGAGAACGUGAACUUUUAUGAUUGAUUUUCCUAUCGAGUAAGUUUUUGUUGUAUUUUAUAUUAAAUUUGUAAUAGUUAUUUAUUAAUUUUUGUUGUAUUUUAUAUUAAAUUUGUAAUACUUACAUGUUAUUAUUAAUUAAUUUAUUUUUUAUACAGAUUGUACAAAUGCGCAAAGAAGGAAAUCCACUAGCAAGUUGUGAAUUGUAUUCUUUGGUUAGAGGUCCUUUUAAUGGGGUCCAAAGAUUCAAGGGGUAUGAAAUAAAUGGUUUUAGAUUUCAUACUAAACAACUCGAGGAAAAGAGGAAGAGGCAAAAUAGUGGGGUUCCAGUAAGAGGAGUAGUGAAAUGUCAAAAUAUCAAUUACUAUGGUGUUCUAACUGAAAUAGUUGAACUUCAAUAUUUCGAUGGUAAACGUAUUGUGUUGUUUAAAUGUGAUUGGUGAGAUGGUGAUCACAUCGGAAAAGGAGUGAAAAUAGACAAAUAUGAUUGUGUUAGUGUUAACACUAAGAGAAAAUUAGCAACAAAUGAGCCAUUUGUGCUUGCUUCUCAAGCGGAGCAAGUUUUUUAUGUUAAGGAUAAUCUUCAUCCCAAUUGGUCAAUUGUUCUGAAUGGUCAUUCUACUUAUUUCACUGGAGGUGCUAUCGAUGAAGAAACUUUUCAACAGAGUGUUUGUAAUGAUGUUUUGCAUACACUUGAGGACGAUGAAGACUUCAUAAAUUGGAGAAGAAAUGAUCUUGAUUCUAUUAGCUCGAAUGUUACUUUAGCUGAUGAUAUUAUUGAAGGCAGUGAAUCAAAAUUAGAUAUGGAUGAUGAAGAUUUAUUAUUGUAAAUAUUUAAAAGUCUUAUUUACUUAUUGUUUAUACUCUAUAGUCUUUUCAUGAUAGUUUGUUUGAUAAGAUUAAAUUUUUGUGUGGUAGUUGAACAUGUGCUUUGUUUUAUUUUACAAAUUUUACUUGGGUUCAUGUUCUAUUUUUC